Messenger RNA from Callorhinchus milii (elephant shark), 1769 nucleotides. RefSeq names its product RAB15, member RAS oncogene family (gene rab15). Gene Ontology annotation, biological process: Rab protein signal transduction. Gene Ontology annotation, molecular function: GTP binding; GTPase activity. Lineage: Eukaryota; Metazoa; Chordata; Chondrichthyes; Chimaeriformes; Callorhinchidae. Bases 155 to 793 code for a protein of 212 amino acids. The transcript has 7 exons. The record is from RefSeq and is a predicted model, not a curated record.
UCACUCCCCCUCCUCCCGAGGCAGAGAUGGGACUGGAGAGAGGAGUAAAGCAGCCGCAAUCGGGGGCUUAAAACUACGCGGUUAAGAGGAGCCGCCUCUCCCCCCCCAACACACACACACACACACACACACAACCCCCCCGUGAGGACCCGCCAUGGCCAAGCAGUAUGAUGUGCUGUUCAGGCUGCUGCUGAUCGGAGACUCCGGGGUGGGAAAGACUUGUCUGCUGUGUCGAUUCACGGACAACGAAUUCCACGCUUCACACAUUUCCACGAUAGGAGUCGACUUCAAAAUGAAAACCAUAGAGGUUGACGGGAUCAAAGUACGAAUACAGAUUUGGGAUACUGCAGGGCAAGAGCGCUACCAGACUAUCACAAAACAGUACUACAGACGGGCCCAGGGUAUUUUUUUGGUGUACGACAUCACAAGUGAACGUUCCUUUCAGCACAUAAUAAAAUGGGCCAGCGAUGUAGAUGAGUAUGCACCUGAAGGCGUGCAGAAGAUUCUUGUAGGCAACAAAGCGGAUGAAGACCCAAGGAGGCAAGUGGGUACAGAACAAGGCCAAAAGCUUGCAAAUGAAUAUGGAAUGGACUUCUUUGAAACAAGUGCCUGCACCAAUUAUAACAUUAAAGAGUCAUUUACUCGACUGACAGAACUAGUGCUACAGACUCAUAAGAAGGAGCUUGAUGGACUCCGUCAUUCAACCCCCGAUGAACUUGAUAUAGCCGAUUUAGAGGAGGAUAACAGCAAACCUGAAGGGAUGGACAACUCGCAAAAAGCAUGCUGGUGCUAGGAAUUGAGGGAAAAAAAAGAUCCAUUCCAUUGACCAGUCAAGAGUCAUGCCUGAAGAAUUCAGUACCAAGGCCUGUUUUGCCUGUUACUACUUUGUGCCACCUUAAAUAUUCAUCUUGGUUAUGCCUUGCCCCCGAGUUGCACUAAUUUAUUCAAUCUGUCGGAUUCCCCUAGGUGUUGUCUUUUUGUCCCAAUGCCUUGGACAAGGUGCUGCUUGGGUCGAACUUUUCUGCUGUGCAUUUUUGUACAGUUACUGUGCAGUAAUUUAUGUACAGGUCCUUGACUGAUGGAUCAGGGGGCCAAUUUCUACCAGUUGCUGCUUCAGUAAUUGUUUGGCAUGUGGACAACUUGUUCUGGACAAUACUGGUCACUGUGGCUUUGAGAUAAAUUCUCUAUGUUGUCGAUUUGUUGUAAGCUCCUUUUAUGUCAUUGAUUUUGUCUAUAUGGUUUUGAUGCCUUUUUUAUGCCAUUGCCUGAAAUGUUGCUCCUCAGAAGUAAUUUGAUUGUUACGCUUCUCUGCAAGUGAUCAUUCUGAAACCAGCAAGCUACUGCCUGCACCAUCAUAAGAUGUUAAAGUUAUGACUUCUGCAAUGUUGUGUUGAGGGCACUGUCAGAAAGUGAUUAUAUCUGUUCAGAUGGCAUCCUUUUGAUUUUCAAAGAGCCUUGUAAAAAGUUAUCACCUUUUUAAGCUACAACAAUCUGACUUUGCUUUGCUACUUUUACAGUUUAGCUUGGCUCAGUUGGUACUCUUGUCUCCAGUGCAGGAAGAUUAUGAGUUCAAGCCCUGUGUCAGAAAUUUUAGCUGACACUAAUACAGUACUGGAGGAGCCCUGCUGCAUUGUUAGAGGUGCUGUCCUUUAGACGCAACGUUAAAUUGAGGUUCCCGCAUAUCUGUUCUGUGCAUUUUGAUCACUCUUACACCGUUCAGAAUGAGAAGGGAGUUUCUCCAGAUAAAUUGAUCAUUGAUCUCCUGGCUG